Dipodomys ordii (Ord's kangaroo rat) is the source of this 2982-nucleotide messenger RNA. It is a transcript of the gene Espnl, whose product is annotated as espin-like. The record is from RefSeq and is a predicted model, not a curated record. Bases 1 to 2982 code for a protein of 993 amino acids. The transcript has 9 exons. Gene Ontology annotation, biological process: actin filament bundle assembly. Gene Ontology annotation, molecular function: actin filament binding. Gene Ontology annotation, cellular component: cytoplasm. Lineage: Eukaryota; Metazoa; Chordata; Mammalia; Rodentia; Heteromyidae.
AUGGAGGAGCGGCAGGCACUGGUGGCCUCCAGGGAUGGGGACGUGGCCACCUUGGAGCGGCUGCUGGAGGCCGGUGCCCUGGGCCCGGGCAUCACCGAUGCCCUGGGGGCUGGCCUGGUGCACCAUGCCACCCGAGCUGGCCACCUGGACUGUGUCAAGUUCCUGGUGGAGCGAGCCAAGCUGCCCAGCAACCAGCAGGCCCACAACGGGGCCACACCGGUGCACGACGCUGCCGCCACGGGCAACCUGGCUGAGCUGCGCUGGCUGGUCCGAGACGGGGGCUGCGGGCUGCAGGACCAAGACGCAUCUGGCGUGUCGCCGCUGCACCUGGCCGCGCGCUUCGGACACCCCACGGUGGUGGAGUGGCUGCUGCGGGAGGGCCACGCGGCCACGCUGGAGACACAGGAGGGGGCGCUGCCGCUGCACCACGCCGCCGUCAGCGGGGACCUGACCUGUCUGAAGCUGCUGACCGUGGCCCACAGCAGCGGCGUGAACCAGCGGACCCGCAGUGGGGCCUCCCCGCUCUACUUGGCCUGCCAGGAGGGCCACCUGCACCUGGCACAGUUCCUGGUGAAGGACUGCGGUGCCGACGUGCGCCUGCGCGCCCUGGACGGUAUGAGCGCGCUGCACGCUGCCGCGGCCCGCGGCCACUACUCACUGGUAGUCUGGCUGGCCACGUUCACCGACAUCAGCCUCACUGCUCGGGAUAACGAGGGGGCCACGGCUCUGCACUUCGCCGCCCGGGGUGGCCACACCCCCAUUCUGGACCGGCUGCUGCUGCUGGGUGCCCCCAUCAUGAGAGACUCGUGGGGUGGGACCCCCCUCCACGACGCAGCAGAGAAUGGGCAGAUGGAGUGCUGCCAGACGCUGCUCUCCCACCGCGUGGACCCCUCCCUGCGGGAUGAAGACGGGUACACGGCGGCCGACCUGGCCGAGUACCAUGGACACCAGGACUGUGCCCAGUACCUGCGGGGGAUGGCCCAGCCGGUGCCGAUCCUGAUGACACCCCCACCGCCACCCUUCCCACCCCCUCCACUGUCCGCAGCAAGACUCUCUGUGGAGGAUGGAGGAAGAGGGGGCUCGCAGCUCAGGAGCCCCCCACCCGUGACUCUCAGCCCAGCCUGGCCCGGACAGCCUGGCCCAAGGGAGCCACCAGCCAGCACAGCCUCCCCAGGGGCCACCAGCACCCCAGCCACCGCCGAGGGGGCAGAGAUGGCGGCAGGGGAGGCCCCAGAGGGCCUUGCUGCCCUGCAGCUGGACGUGCUGCCCUCGGGAGACCUGGACGGGCUGGUGCCCACGCAGGAUGAACUCGGCAGGCCCAUCCCGGAGUGGAAGCGUCAGGUGAUGGUGCGGAAACUGCAGGCCCGCCUGGGCACAGGCCCCCUUCUGGAUCCCGAGGCCCAGGAUGACAGUGGCGGCCCAGGACCCGGGGAGCCGGCCGCCUGGCGCUAUUCCCAGGCCCACCGGGCCAUCCUUGGCCCCUUCGGGGAGCUGCUGACAGAGGACGACCUGGUGUACCUGGAGAAGCAGAUCGCAGACCUGCAGCUGCGGCGCCGCUGCGAGGAGUACGAGAGCGAGCUGGGCCGGCUGGCGGCCGAGCUGCAGGCGCUGCUGCCCGAGCCCCUGGUGAGGAUCACGGUCAACAGCCACUUCCUGCCGCGGCCCCCAGGGCCGGAGGAUGAGGAAGCCCCGGCCCCGGCCGCAGAGCCCGAGGGGCCGGCGGGCGCAGAGAAAACGGGGCCCGGCGGGCAGCCCCUGCCAUUCUGGUGCAGCCACAUCGCCCGCCUGGUACGCAGCUUGUCCCUGCUGCUGACAGGGGUGAACGGGCUGGGGCAGAGCGAGGGGAAGGCAGCUGCCCCGGGGCCUCUGGACACCUGCAGGGGGGUCCCGGCCGGUCCCCCCCGGAGCGACGCACAGCGGGAGAUCCAGGAAUGUGGGGUGAGUGUGCGAACCCUACGUGGCAACUUCGAGUUGGCCCCAGGCCUGCCCUGUGCUCUGAAUCUGGGCCCCGGUGAGGCAGGGGCCCAGCCCAGGCCGUGCCCGAGAGGCUGCUGGCCGGUGGCCCCACAGCCCCGUGGCGGCCCGGUUGGAGGGGAGCCUGCACCAGGUGACACGGAGGAAGCCAGCGACUCGGGCAUCAGCUGCGAAGAGGCCCCGUCGGAAGGGGCGGGGCCGGGCUCGGACCUGGCCAGCCUGCGCAAGGAGCGCAUCAUCACGCUCUUCCUCAGCCACUGGAAGAAGUCGGCCUACACGCCCGCCCUCAAGACGGCCGCCUGCCGGACCCUGGAGGUGCACCGCACCAGGAGCAGGGGGCAGGAGGCUGCCAGGAGCCCGGAGCCGCCCCCUCCGCCCAGCGAGGGGCCCCGGCUCAGCCACCUGUGGCAGCAGCGGGGCAUCAUCACCCACCUGCUGGGCAACUGGAAGGCCAUCAUGGCCCACGUGCCAGCCCGGCAGCUGCGGCGGCUGAGCCGGCGUCCCCAGGGCCCCCUGUCCCCCGAGCAGUUCCUGCCCCACGUGGACGGGGCCCCCGUGCCCUACGGCAGCCUCUCGCUGGACCUCUUCAUGCUGGGCUACUUCCAGCUGCUGGAGUGCGACCUCCCGGCCGAGGAACGCAAGAUGCGCCACCUGCUCUGCUUCGAGGUCUUCGAGCACCUGGGGGCCCACGGCUGGGAGGCCGUGCGCACCUUCCACAAGGCCGUGACCGACGAGGUGGCCUCCGGCCGCCGGGCCUGGACGGAUGGCUUCGAGGACAUCAAAGCUCGCUUCUUUGGCACCAGCCAGGGUCCCUCUUGGGACAUGGAGCCUGGCCGGAAAUUGGGACUGAGCCCGCUCAGGCCCCUGGUCCCGGAGCCCGCGGCCCCGCGGCUGCAGUCUGGUGCCCAGCAGGGCAGCUUCAACAAUGAGGACAUCUGCGGCUACAUCGACCGGAGCUUCGCCUUCUGGAAGGAGAAGGAGGCAGAGAUGUUCCACUUUGGAGAGUAA